AUGCACAUUCUCCCCAAGCUGGCAAUCACAGCCUUACUCCUCAUCUCACCAGCAACGUGCCUCUCAAGCCCCAAACCACCAGGCAAAGACGCCAUCCUACUAUCAAACGUGCAAACCCUCACACUCCGCGCCCACCGCAUGACCACCGCACGGCGCGUCUCACCAAUCCCCCAACUCAGCUGCGCAGGCCCCUCAAAACAAACAUGUAACCUCUACCAACCAGAAACAAUGCGCUGCACAAACCAAGGCUACGACUACGAUGUCGAAGACGUGCAGUGGACAUGCACCGCAGACAUGCCGGCAGAGUUCAAGCUCGGCGCAACAGAUGUCAUCUGCGAGGGAUACCGCAAUGCCGAUGAUAAGUGGGUGUUGAAGGGGAGCUGUGGGGUUGAGUACCGGCUGCUCUUGACCGAGGCUGGCGAGAAGAGGUUUGGGAAAAGAAACGUGGAUUCGGAGUGGGGCGGAAGCCAGUCCGGGACUGGGAUUCAGAAGAUCAUGGAGAUGCUGGGGAAUUUGAUUUUCUUUGGAUUCAUCGCUGCUGUUUUCAUUCUGAUCUUCUUGCCUAUCUUGGCGCAGUGUUUCGGGUGGGGGAAUCGGCGAGGCGGGCGGGCGGGGCAGCCACCGGGGUGGGGCGGGUUCUGGGGAGGUGGUGGUGGUGGACCUGGCGGAAAUGACCCUCCGCCUCCGUACAGCAGUUUCGAUCCUUAUAAAUCUUCUGCUCGUCAGGGCUGGACGCCGGGUUUCUGGACUGGUGCGCUAGGCGGUGGCGCGGCUGGUUAUCAGAUGGGCAGACGGGCUUACAGUGGAUCGCGCGGCAGGUCUGAUGGAUAUGACCCCGGUGAAGGCAGCUCGCGCUCGCCGCAGUUCUCAUCUACCACUGCUAGUACUGGGUUCGGGUCGACGAGGCGUAGGUGA
Molecule: messenger RNA, 915 nt
Organism: Penicillium psychrosexuale
Lineage: Eukaryota; Fungi; Ascomycota; Eurotiomycetes; Eurotiales; Aspergillaceae
Product: DUF1183 domain protein
Exons: 1
Coding region: 1-915 (304 amino acids)
Biological process (GO): regulation of store-operated calcium entry
Cellular component (GO): endoplasmic reticulum membrane
Source: RefSeq, a predicted model, not a curated record